GUUUUUAAUAGUCAAAUUUGACCUAGUAAACAACCGGUCUAUCAUGUUGGUCAUUCAAUGGAACUCCAGUUUUUAUUGGGUUGUAAACAUUUAAGUUCGUGCUCCUCGUUAUUGGUUAUUGUUCCUUAUUAUUUAUCUCUCCCAUUAAAAGUCAGGUUUCCCAGUUGUUGCCAUCACCCAUCGAGGUGUUUGGGUGUUUCUGUCGGUGUGGUGCUAGGAGUUUAGCGGGUGCUCGUGAACAAUGUGCCCGACUCGACUCGACGCCUGAACGCCGCAGUCAGUCGACUUUGAUUUCGUUUCCACGGAAAACAGUCACUUGAAUCGCCUUUUCCAGUCUUGGAUCACCCUAAAAAUACGUGUCCUGUUCCUAUUUCCGCCUGUGGCCUCAGGCUUAACGAUCAGUGUGCUAGUUGCGGUGCAAGAAGUUAUUAUUAGCUUCGCGUUCGGCCGCUCGGGGGCGAGAAGACAUGUUGGAUAGUUGAUGCCAGAUUUUCGCACGAUAUGGCGAAUAAAAGAUGAAUUAUUUUUCGCCGCUCUUCUCUUGAAACAGCGCUAUGUUAAAGUCCACUCAUGAUUUUUAUCAUGAUUUAGAGGCGCAGAGGCUGCUAUCAGCUCGGGGAUGAGUGCUUGUCCAGCAAAUGACAACAGUAGCACUGGGCCCAUCACUGUCAGUGAUGCAUGCUCCAUUUUGCCAGAGAGUGAAAAUGGAGAACUUGUGUCAAGUAUUCCAUCUGUGCCUCCUGUGGACCAAGCUGCUGUUGCCCAAGAUCCACCAGAAGUUCUUGGCUCCGUUGUGCAAAGUCAAGAAUUGGAAAAUGGAGACAAGAAUAGUUCAGUUCAGCUUCGCACUAGCGCACGUGUGUCAAAGAAAAUGCGAUUGGACGUUAUUGCUAAUCAGACUCCACCUGAAAGAAAAGAUGUUCCUAAGGAGGAAGACAAGCUUGAUGUUAAACAGAGAAGACCCUUUGAGCUGUGGCCUCAGGAGGACAAGAACACCUUCUUUGAAGCUUUAAAUGAAUUUGGAAAGGACUUUGAUGCUAUUCAAAGAUAUUUUGAGGCCAAAGCAAAGCGUAAAAAUAUUACAGAACACACAGUUAAGAACAAAGAGCAGAUAAGACAUUUCUAUUAUAGAACAUGGCACAUAUCCAAACAUUUGCGCUUUCCUGAAGAAGUGAAGAAAGCAACUCAAGAAUUGUAUGGACUUAUUAACUUUGGAGAGUUACGAAAGAAAAUUGGAAGUGUGUCGGAGAAAACUAGCUUGAAACUUAAUGAACUAAUUUACAGGGGCUUCACUACCAUUCGAGUGAGAGGCAAAGGAAUAAGAGUCAAAACCCCCAUUUGUCGAGCUUUGCGCAAGCUAAACCAACAGGAAGACCUAGCAGAAGAUUUGAAGCUCCCGACUAGAGUUACUGUUGAACUUAGACCCAGAACAAAUGAAGCAUGGGCUCGAGUCCAAGCAACAGCCCAAAAUCCUAGGGUUCAAACUCUGCUUCCUCUACAAAGGCGUUUGUCAAGUCUUCUUAGUUUCCUUGAGCAGCGAUGGCAGCCACACUCACUCAAACACUGUGAGCGUCUUCAGUCUCAACUUAAUGAGGUGACUGCCAAUAUGGAGUGUAUCAAUGAGACUCUGUCAUUGAAUGUAAAUGUGGAUGCGGGAGCCUCAAAUGUGUUGGUUCCCAAUGAUGGAAAACGUGGAAAUACAGACUCUACCAACACAUCUAAAAGCCCAAACAUAAAGAACGAAGUUCAAAAACAAUAUGUUUUACGAUUUGCUCCUAAAUCUGAUUCCACUAUAAUGCCAAUUACUAUAAACCUAAGCGAAUUUACAAGCAGUCGCUUAAGCCUCAACUCUCAUGAAGGAAGAUUAGGAAAUCAUGGUGCUGAACAACUCUUCAAUUCCAUGUUACAUGCCAGCACUAAAGGGUGUGGAAGAAGAGGAACAAAACGCCAGCGCAAUGACAGCUCUAGUGAGAAGAAAAAAGAGCUACUUUUACCUCAGCCGCAACUUGAUUCCUCACCCGAAAAAUCAAAGGAUGGUUCUCAGUCGGGUAUUUUCACCCCUUCUGAGAAUGAAGAUGCUAAACCGUCUUGUGCUUUUCGCUUGUUUGGAAGUGGCAUUAGUUUGGAUCCCAGCAGCAACAGUGCAGACUCAGGUCAUGGAGACAAAGCCAAUGGAGAUGUAGGAACUUCGAGCAGUAAGAUCAUGCAGCAUAAAGAUGAUAAUAUUAAUGUGCCUACUGGAGGUAGUUCUCUAGACAAUGGUCAUGCAAGCGGCAACCAACAACCAUCUACGUUGCGAAGCCCAGCAGCGGAGUCAAAUGAGGAAAUCAUCAAAAGAGUACGUGCGGGGUGGACUAGAGACUCUGCAAAUGCUAUUACGAUCGGUGAGCUGUAUCUGAUGUUUGGUGCAGAUUCCAAAAUUAAAAUGGAGUAUUGGUGGGAGGAGAGGCAGGAUACAGCUAGCAAAGAAACCUCGUCCUCAUCUGCUACACUUUCUGAGGGACCCUCUUCACAGGAACUAUCCAAUUCACCUCCUCCAAAGGCCCCUAACAAUCAACUCAGCCAAGCCCUUCAAAAACUAUUGUCAAUAUCCAAAAUGUAUAGCUCUCAAGCCAAGUGUCCCUGUGGCCAUGUCUGCAAUGGCACCCCAAAAUCAACUGUACCUAAAGCGAAAGUUGCUCGGCCAUUGCGUGUGAACACUGAGGUUGAUAAAAUAAUCAAAACUGAAAUUCCACUUGAAAUUCCUAAUGGAGUUGUGAAAAUAAGUCCACCUUCUACGAAUGAUGGUCCAUUCCGAAGACCUUUGAUGCCCUCGCCUCAUUUCAAGCCGCCUCCCAGACCUGGAACUGCUGACGCAUUCAAGGCCCAAUUAGAUAAAUUCCGACCCAGAGGUUGCAACAGGCGAGGUAGGCCAGUUUCGGUGAAGAAGAAUGUUGUUGUGCCCAGAAUGCUGCCUCUGCUACCUAAAGCUCCGCAGACUUCAGUUGUCACUUUUCAGGUAUGUGUUGUUAUUUACUCCAAUGAUGGGAGAUUUCAUCCCAUCGCUCAGUCUCCCAGCAUUCUUAACUUUACUCCUACAAGUUCACCAAAUAUUCUGCAAUCACCAAUGCCACAGUUUGCUCAUAAAAUUUCUGAAGCCCAAACUAUUCAAACCUCAUCCUCCAAGACUAUUGUUUCAUCAACUUGCAAACCUAACUCUUCAGGAGCAGACAUUGAGAUUUCUAUGCCUAAUUUGUGUGAUGGUGAGUUUCUUGUUUCAUUUAUGUACUCUGUGUUUGUCACUUGAUUGUCAAUAAUCUGUUCUGUUCUGUUCCUAGAAAAACCAAUUGUGAUCAAAGAAGACAAUGAGCACCAAUCCCGCCAUCUUGUCCAGGAUCUCUUCCCUCCCACACUAGAUACUCCUGUGAACUCUCCACCAAGUAUUUCAAGCCUUCUGGAUCUGUCUCUGCCUAGUGAGCUAGGCCUUACAUCCAGCCCAAUAAUGGAGACAAACUUCACUGGGUUGUUGUCAAGUACAGGAGUGUCAUCUCCACCGCCACCCAGUCCUGCUACUAUGCUGAAGGAAGAUGAGAACCAGUGGCUCAACUCAGAGGAUUUUUCUCUGAGCAGUUUCUUGGGACAUUUGGAAUCCCCGAUGAAGUCAACUUCGGAGCCAUUACAAGGCAAUACUGAACAAACCUCAAUAGCAUCUGAUGUGGAAACACACAUGCAAUGCCUUAUGACUGAGAACAGUUUUGAUUAUGUUGCCAAGUUUGCUGAUCUUGCUGCUCAAAUGGCAUCUGAUGGAGGAGGCAAAAGCUGAAUAUGCUAUGGAGUAUACAGUCUAGUCAAGUCCGAAAGCUUCCCAACCUUGUCUGUCCUCCCUUUUCCCCAGAUGUGUUGGUGCCUUUUUUCUACCAUUACUGAAAACCUCUUUGUUUGGUCUGUACCUACUCCUUUUAUUGAAAGAUGACCAAAUAUAGAAUAACAUUUUGAUGCGAAAGUUCCAUCAAUACUUCUAAAUGUCUUGCAUACUUUUGAGAAAUCUCUCAAGACCAACAUCUUGAAUUUUAGUGUAUAGUGUUUGAAAGUGACAAUAACUUCCCUGUUUUUUUUUUCUCUUUUUUGUAAGUUUUAACUAUUAUUAGUGUGGCCAUCUCAAUUAAUUUUAAAAAAACUAGUUUUUUCCCCCAAUAUUUUUUAAAACUAAUCUUGUGCUGUUUUAGUUAUAUAAUCGACUUUCUCCUUCUUAUUUUUUUUCUUUUUUCUAAACCAAUAUGAUCAAAAUUAUUGGUGUUUUCUGAUGUUUUGUUGUCUUUAAUACAUAUUGUGUGUUGGUGAAAGAAACCACAGGUUGGAUAUUCUCCAAUAGAAGGUCUUGGUUCAUUAUUUAUUAGUUUGUACAGGUGUUUGGAGCAAAUGUUAGGUUGUUAGAGUGAGUACUCGGACUGUAGCAGAUCAGAAUUAUACUUAAGGAAGUAAUUCUAGUACCUGUUUGAUUUGUUUACAUAUUCUUUUACGUAGAAUGUACAGUAUGUAUGAUUCUGUUUUGAGGAAGACUUUUUGCUGAGAACUUGUGACUUCACCACAUCUGUGAUAUUGUGUGCGAAUUUGCUAAUGAUCAUGAUGGGCAGGAUUCUUAAAUAGUAUAGUGUUUACUAUUUGGUUUUGGUUUGUCUUUGCCAGAUAAGCACUUUUUAAGAAAACAUUUCAAAAUUGAGCUCAGUAUUGAGCUCAAUCUUGCCAUUCUUUCACUUUAAUGGUGUGGAAAUUUGCAUUUCAAAUUUUGCCAUGUUCUCAUUGAUAGUCAACAAAACCUAUUAUCACGUAGGACUUUAGAGGGGCCAAAGUAGCAAUUCUAUACUGGUGGGUUUGAAACAAAUGCAUGUUUGAUACAAAUUGGUUUUACUGCUAUCUCAGUGCACAAAUUGUUUCUCCUUUUUGUUAGGACAUACCAUAGACUAAGGCACAUGAGUGAGUCAGUAGCAUGUUCCUUUUAAGCUGUCAAAGAUUUGUUUUCAUAAGCUUCUACAGUUUCUCACUGACAAUGACUGGCUUGAUUGGAGGUGGACCAGAACUUUGUGAGUUACUAACAAACAAACAAAGAAAACCCAAUUUUUUGAAAAACGAAAAGUAACAAUCUGUAUGUUUAAUGAAUGUGUACUUUGACUUAGGGUUUAAGAGUAGUAUUUUGGAUGUUGAAAAAAGCUGCUGUUAUGUGUACAAUUCUUAUGUUACAACUUGUGCUAUGAUGUCUGUUAAGCAUUUUAAUUUAGUUUUACACAUGCCUGUUUUGAUGCUGUUGGCACUGGUUCAACUACAUAUACUUAGAAUUGGUAAUCAAUGGGAUAUUUACAUCAGUUUAGUGAAAGUCACAAAUAAUCACAAGUGUGAAAUGCAGGUGCUUACGCUGCAUUCUGCUGGAGAGUGCUGUUAUUGGUGUUUAAUUUCUUUACUAGUGCUGUUAAGAUGACAAAGUGAUAUGCAAGAAGUGAUAUGAUUUGAGUAGAAUGUUUUGAAAUUAAUAGAUGUGUAGCACCAUAUGGAUGGUAUUGGAUGACAUGACUGUACUGGUCACAUUUUGAAGUUGGCUCAUAUUAUUAAAAAAAAACAAUGAUCACA
This is a messenger RNA of Thrips palmi, 5601 nucleotides long. It is a transcript of the gene crm, whose product is annotated as protein cramped-like. Gene Ontology annotation, biological process: pattern specification process. Gene Ontology annotation, molecular function: chromatin binding. Gene Ontology annotation, cellular component: nucleus. NCBI's taxonomy places the organism in Eukaryota, Metazoa, Arthropoda, Insecta, Thysanoptera, Thripidae. The record is from RefSeq and is a predicted model, not a curated record.